UUACGCUCCUUUCCAGCAGGCGGCGGCAGUGCGCCGAGACGUCAUUUAAUAAACCAAGAAGAAGUCGACAUGAGGAGCAUGGAGAAUAGCUACAGCUGAGGGAUUCUUGACCUUUCUAACCUAUUACUUUAGCUUGGUUUCCGGUUCAGUAAAGCUGAGCAAAAUGUCAGGUAAAACGGGUUCAGUCCAUGCCAAAUGGAUCAUCGGUAAAGUAAUUGGGACCAAGAUGCAGAAAACUGCAAAAGUGAGAGUGACAAGACUGCUCCUGGACCCCUAUCUGCUGAAGUACUACAACAAAAGAAAGACCUACUUUGCCCAUGAUGCUUUGCAGCAGUGCACUGUGGGAGAUAUCGUCCUCCUCAAGGCUCUACCUGAGGCAAGAUCCAAACACGUGAAGCAUGAACUUUCUGAGAUUGUGUACAAAGUGGGCCGGACGGUCGAUCCUCUGACGGGAAAAAGUGUUGCAGGAACAGAGUUUGUGGAACCUCUGUCUGACCUUCUGCUUGAAGAGAAGACUUCACUUUCAGAAAAACUGAAAGAGCUCAACAUCUCAGCAGCAACCCCAUCUGUACAAACUCCCACUUUAUGACAGAAAACAGUUUUCUUUAAUGCCACUCUGUAAUGUUUUUGCUUCAAGAGUUAAUAAAAAUACAAGUUGUCUGUGCAACAAAAAUGUGCAUGUAAUUUACACCUACUCUAAUAGAUUGAUUUCCAGAAUACAAAUCUUAUUUUACAAUGUGUCAGGAUUUCCGGGAGGUCUUAAAAGUCUUACAUUUAUCUCAAUGUUGGGACUUCUUAAGACUGAACCACAGACAAGUUAUUUAUUAGUGUUGCAACAUCAAUUUAAUGUAUUGCGUAGUCUGAUGUACUGAAAACUUUUGAACACGUGACUGACUCAGAGGGUAAUUUACAUAUUAAAACAACAUAAAAAUA
This is a messenger RNA of Girardinichthys multiradiatus, 933 nucleotides long. It is a transcript of the gene mrps17, whose product is annotated as mitochondrial ribosomal protein S17. NCBI's taxonomy places the organism in Eukaryota, Metazoa, Chordata, Actinopteri, Cyprinodontiformes, Goodeidae. Gene Ontology annotation, biological process: mitochondrial translation. Gene Ontology annotation, cellular component: ribosome; mitochondrial small ribosomal subunit. The transcript has 3 exons. Gene Ontology annotation, molecular function: structural constituent of ribosome. Bases 164 to 589 code for a protein of 141 amino acids. The record is from RefSeq and is a predicted model, not a curated record.